This is a messenger RNA of Drechmeria coniospora, 696 nucleotides long. Its product is annotated as synthase. The record is from RefSeq and is a predicted model, not a curated record. Bases 1 to 696 code for a protein of 231 amino acids. Gene Ontology annotation, biological process: aerobic respiration; riboflavin biosynthetic process. Gene Ontology annotation, cellular component: mitochondrial intermembrane space; cytosol. NCBI's taxonomy places the organism in Eukaryota, Fungi, Ascomycota, Sordariomycetes, Hypocreales, Ophiocordycipitaceae. Gene Ontology annotation, molecular function: 3,4-dihydroxy-2-butanone-4-phosphate synthase activity. The transcript has 2 exons.
AUGCUCGACUCCACGAUACCCAAGGGUCAAUUUGACUCCAUCCCCGACUCCAUCGAGGCCUUUCGAAGGGGCGAGUUCCUCGUCGUCCUCGACGAUCCCGGUCGUGAAAACGAAGCCGAUCUCAUCAUCGCCGCCCAGGACGUCACCACGGAGCAGAUGGCCUGGAUGGUCCGUUACUCCUCCGGCCUAAUCUGCGCUCCCAUCAAGGCGAACCGGGCCGAGGCGCUCGAGCUGCCGCCCAUGGUCUCCGUCAGCCAGGACCCCCGCGGAACGGCCUACACCGUCUCGGUCGACGCCAACGACGAGUCCGUCACUACGGGCAUCAGCGCCCACGACCGCUCCCUCGUUUGCCGCGUCCUCGCCGACCCUUCCGCCACGGCCGCGAGCCUCCGCCGUCCCGGCCACGUCCUGCCCCUCAGGGCGCACCCUGGCGGCGUGAGGGCCCGAGCCGGCCACACCGAGGCGGCCCUCGAGUUCUGCCGGCUGGCGGGCAAGGCCGAGGCCGCCGCCAUCUGCGAAGUCGUCGAGGAUGGCGACGAGGUCCCCGGCCGCGCCGUCCGUGCCGCCACCGACAUGAUGAGGGGAGAGGACUGCAUUCAGUUCGCCCGCAAGUGGGGGCUGAAUGUCUGCACCAUCGCCGACCUUGUCGACCACGUCGAGAAGACCGAGGGAAAGCUGCAGGUGAACGGCUCCUGA